UCGAUCCCAAGAUAGUGGUGCGUGAGUUAACCUUGGAUAUUCCCGGUUUAGAAUCUCAAAAACUUAAAUUCUUGAUUGAUUACGACGAGUUCAUGUUAUGUCAUACGGAUAAAGGAACCACAGUUUGGAACCCGUGGUUGAAACAAAUUAGUACAUGGAUUAGACAUCCUAGGUUUGAGUUUGUAGGCAGAUGUUAUGAUGGUAGUAAUUGGACAAGCAUUUGGGGAAAUUAUAACGUGUGGAUAAUCCAUGACUUUGCGUUCGUUGCGUGGAGACACGUUACAUCCGGUGAUAGUGACCAGAGAAAAGAACAACUUAAAAUUAUGCAUUCUGAAAUUGGUGGAUCGUUGAACGGGUCUUUGUUUUGGAUUGCUUAUCUUGACGAGACAGAUCCCGUGUACCGUUUAUGUAGAUUUGAUUUUUACAAGGAAAGAUUCUACACAUUUUGUGAUCUACCAUGUGGUAUGAGCCAUCCUCACGAUGCGCUUGUCGUUAGUUUCUUUAAGGGAGAUCGGUUUACAGUUUUGAAGCAAUGCCAUGUAACAAAGGAGAUAGAGAUUUGGGUGACCAAGAACAUGAUUAACGUCGAGGAUGGUGAUGAUGUGGUUUGGGUGAGUUUCAUGACUUUUUCAAUUCCUACCUUUCCGAGUUUAGUACAGGCUGAACCCUACUCUGAUCAGCAGCCAAGUUACUAUAUCGACGAUAAAAGGCUUGUCGUGUGUUCUUGCGAUGAAAAUGGCAAGGCUUGGAUUUAUGUGCUGGGGGAAAACAAGUUGAUCAGCAAAGUUCAGUUAGAUUCUGUGGUUGAUCCUUGGCCUUCUCAUUGCACUUAUUUUCCCAGCUUGGUCCCUGUUCCUCGAGAAAAAGAUGAAGCAGAAUUACACGUUUAA
This is a messenger RNA of Raphanus sativus (radish), 890 nucleotides long. Its product is annotated as F-box/kelch-repeat protein At3g16580-like. The record is from RefSeq and is a predicted model, not a curated record. The transcript has a single exon. Bases 93 to 890 code for a protein of 265 amino acids. Lineage: Eukaryota; Viridiplantae; Streptophyta; Magnoliopsida; Brassicales; Brassicaceae.